AGAAAUUGUGGAGUAUGGGAGUGAAGGCGGUGGUUUGUUGAGAAACGAGGAAGCAGAAAUCCGAAGGCAUGGAAGAAAUGGCGGAGAGGGAACGAGAAAUAGAAGUCCGGAGCCUGAGCGGUGAAUCAACCACCGUUUCCAUAUCGGAAAACAAAACCAUUGAAGACCUCAAGCUCCUCUUGAUCCAAACUUUCCCUCCCGCCUCCAACUCCCCCAAUUUUCACCUCUUCUUCAAGGGUGCUAAAUUGAGCUUACAGAGUAAGCUAAACAGUCACCCCAUUGGUUCCGGAAAAUUUAUGGUUCUGGUCCCAUUUACCAAGAAGGUUCGACAAUGCAAUCAAUCUGCAACCACCUCGGAAGUUCCCAAUCAAAGCCCAGUCUCAAACUUCGCUGAUUCAGCAUGGUCUGAUAUGAUGCAAGAUUUAAGGACUUUAAGCAACAUGUCAAAUAAUGAAAAUCAAACGAAUUUUGACUCUGGGACUGUAAUUGAAGGAGUGAGAAAUGAAUUAAUGGAAGAAGCCUCUGCAACAUAUACUUUGGAGAGGAAACGCAAAAAGUUCCAUGGUGAUAAACAGGAAGGAUCUUCAGAUGACCUUAUAUUAAGUUUAUUGAAGUCGCCUUGUAAGAUUUUCUUAGACAAACAGAAUUGUGAAAUACUUAUUCGAGUUUUGGAGUCGGUGAAUUGUUUAUUGGAUAUGCGAUCUGGGAGCUGCAUGUUGUUGAGAGAAGUUGGUUUAGCCUACGGUGAUGCAAUGCAAAGUGGAAGCAAGAGUAGUUUAUGCCUUUGUCCAGCAUGGUUGAAAAAAAUAAUGAAAACAUUUACUUUCUUAAAUAUAUUCUCUGCAUUUCUACAACUGCAGCAGGGGCAUAUCACCUUAAUCCAUUUGAAGGAAGGAUUAGAUCAUCUUGGGGAAUUUGGAUUUCAAGUUGAUAUGGAGGAUAUAGAGCAUCUCUCUGUUCUCUGUCCUAAGGUAGUGCAUUUUGCCACUAAUGGAAUGCCAUCCAAAAACUUGGGCGAUAACCUUAUUGUCAUUAAUUCUUCAACACAACACAAAGAUCAAGUUGAAGAUAAUUCUAGAACUGCUCAAAAGCAGGUGCCUAUAUCAAAGAUUGUCAGUGUGAUGAAGAAACUGGAAAGUUCCUUCAAAACACAUUUAUGGAGGGCUGUUAAAGUGUUGAUGCGUAAAAGUGGAAAUGAGAUGACCAUGCUCUUUUCCUUAGAAGAUCUACUGAUAUCUGUGAAGGAAGGUGGUGCUGGUAAGGCAAAACAAGCAAGGAGAAGCUGGUCAGCAGUUUCAAGUACUAAUUCAGCUCAAUCAAAAUGUCAUGAUACAAAUCCACUGCUCCCAAUGGAAAUGGUUGAACAUCUCAGAAAGGGCAUGGGAUGUCAAGGACAGAUGGUGCAUGUUGAAGAAAUUUGUGCUAGAAUGGCUUUUCAUGUGGAAAUCCCAGAUGAACUGUCAGAAAACACAAAAUCUGCACUUGAACAUAUUGGAGUUACUAGGUUGUACAGCCACCAGGCAGAGUCGAUACAAGCUUCCCUUGGAGGGAAGAAUGUUGUUGUGGCAACAAUGACAUCCAGUGGGAAAUCUCUUUGUUACAAUGUUCCAGUUCUGGAAGUGUUAUCCCAGAAUUUGUUAUCGUGUGCGCUAUACUUGUUUCCAACAAAGGCAUUGGCUCAAGAUCAACUAAGAGCUCUGUUGGCUAUGACAAAAGGGUCUGAUGUUAGUUUAAAGAUGGGUGUAUAUGAUGGUGAUACUUCUGAGGAGGACAGGAUGUGGUUACGUGAUAAUGCUAGACUGUUGAUCACAAAUCCGGAUAUGUUACACAUGUCAAUCUUGCCUUUCCAUGGACAAUUUGGGCGAAUUCUAUCAAAUCUUAGGUUUGUAAUCAUUGAUGAAGCCCAUGCUUACAAGGGAGCAUUUGGAUGUCACACUGCCUUUAUACUGAGAAGACUUCGCCGGUUGUGUUAUCAUGUGUAUGGCAGUGAUCCAUCUUUUAUAUUUUGUACUGCAACUUCUGCAAAUCCUCGUGAUCAUGCUAUGGAACUUGCUAAUCUACCAACAUUGGAGCUGAUUCAGAAUGAUGGAAGUCCUUCUGGGCCCAAGUUUUUUGCCCUCUGGAAUCCUGCUUUAUGCUCAAAAACUGUGUCAAAGAGAUCUACAAGUAGCACGAAUAUUAGUAAAUCUGCAGAUGAAAAUGUUAUUGUCAAACGCUCAAGUCCAAUUUGGGAAAUUUCAUGUCUCCUCGCAGAAAUGAUUCAGCAUGGGCUUCGUUGCAUUGCUUUUUGUAAAUCGCGUAAACUUUGUGAACUUGUUUUGUCCUACACGCGUGAGAUACUUCAGGAGACAGCGCCCCAUCUGGUCGACUCCAUAUGUGCUUAUCGUGCUGGUUAUGUUGCUCAGGAUAGGAGGAGAAUAGAGAGUGAUUUUUUCAGUGGGAAGCUUUGUGGUAUUGCUGCUACAAAUGCCCUUGAGCUGGGUAUCGAUGUUGGACACAUUGAUGUAACUCUUCAUCUAGGCUUCCCUGGUAGCAUUGCUAGCCUGUGGCAGCAAGCUGGGAGAUCUGGGAGAAGGGAAAGACCGUCACUUGCUAUAUAUGUUGCAUUUGAAGGGCCUCUGGAUCAGUACUUUAUGAAAUUCCCCCAGAAACUCUUCAGGAGGCCAAUUGAGUGUUGUCACGUUGAUGCUCAAAACCAACAGGUGCUUGAACAGCAUUUGGUUUGCGCUGCUCUUGAACACCCAUUGAGUUUGCUUUAUGAUGAGAAAUAUUUUGGUUCUGGUUUAAACAGUGCCAUAACUUCACUUACAAAUAGGGGAUACCUGAGUUUUGAUCCAUCACGUGGUUCUUCUUCUAGAAUAUGGAACUACAUUGGGCAUGCGAAAAUUCCUUCUCAUGCAGUUAGUAUUCGAGCGAUAGAGACUGAAAAAUACAAAGUCAUAGACAAGGGCAGAGAUGAACUACUUGAAGAGAUUGAGGAAAGCAAGGCUUUCUUUCAGGUAUAUGAUGGUGCUGUUUAUAUGCACCAAGGCAAGACCUAUCUGGUGAAGGACUUAGAUAUAUCAAGAAAACUUGCUUUAUGCCAACAAGCUGACUUGAAAUAUUACACCAAGACUCGUGAUUAUACUGAUAUUCAUGUCAUUGGCGGUGAGAUUGCCUACCAAGCAAGGAUUUCCAGGAUCCAGUUUGCUAGAACAACUGCCCAAGUACAUGAUUGCAGAGUAACGACUACUUGGUUUGGCUUCCGUCGUAUAUGGAAAGGAAGCAAUAAAGUCUUUGAUACAGUUGAACUUUCACUACCUACAUAUUCAUAUCAGUCACAGGCAGUCUGGGUUCGAGUUCCACAAUCAGUAAAAACAGCUGUGGAGAUUCACAGGUUCUCAUUUCGUGCAGGCUUGCAUGCUGCUUCUCAUGCUGUUCUAAACGUGGUCCCUCUGUAUGUGAUCUGCAACUCAUCUGACUUGGCUCCAGAAUGUUCAAACCCUCAUGAUACCCGCUAUAUUCCAGAAAGAAUUCUAUUGUAUGAUCCGCAUCCUGGAGGGACUGGUUUUUCAGCACAGGUUCGACCACAUUUCACUGAACUGUUAACUGCUGCUUUGGAACUCCUUAUGUCAUGCUGCUGCACGGGAGACACCGGUUGCCCUAACUGCAUUCAAAAUCUAGCUUGUGGGGAGUACAAUGAGCUUUUACACAAGGAUGCGGCCAUUAUGAUUAUAAAGGGUGUUCUGGAAGCAGAGGAGUCAUACUUUGGAGGACACACUAAUUCUUCAAAACCCUAGACAUUAGAGGAGUGUUGCUGAAGAGGUUGAUUCAGUCAGUAUUUUUCUUCUUCUAUGAUAAGAAAAGAAACGAAUAAAUUAAACACCAGAAGAAGAUACAGAAUCUUGAUGAAGAGAGGUUGGGAUAGAAGCAUCCUUGACCCAUUCUGCCAUCUUAUAUAGCUCAUCAUACAUGGUCUUCUCUCCAAGAGAAGGGUGCCUAGCCUGGAUCUGAAAAUCAAAAUUCUUUAACAGUGGCCUGACCCUAAUGCCUCACGGAUGGUAUGCAGAAAAUUCUGGCGAGACCCAAAUCAAGAUCAAUCUGAAGACCCCUUGCAGUCUAGUAGUGGCUGAAGCCAUGAAGAUGAAUUUAUUUUUCUUUCUCCCAAUGGCAAAUGCGGUUGUAAUCGCUAUGUUUAAGGCAAGUGGCUAAAAAGAGGAGUGGAGUUUCACUUUUCUAUCAAUGGAGGCCAUUGUUCUAACCUCUAAUUGACACGAUGUUUAAUUUUAUGAGCGUUAUCCAGUUGAAGGUUAAACAUCUAUAAAUGGAUAGACUGGUGACAUGAAAUGACGGAGUUUGGCACAAAAA
Messenger RNA from Vitis riparia (riverbank grape), 4347 nucleotides. RefSeq lists its product as uncharacterized. The transcript has 27 exons. Lineage: Eukaryota; Viridiplantae; Streptophyta; Magnoliopsida; Vitales; Vitaceae. Bases 69 to 3779 code for a protein of 1236 amino acids. Gene Ontology annotation, molecular function: ATP binding; nucleic acid binding; protein binding. The record is from RefSeq and is a predicted model, not a curated record.